AAAUGAAAUAAACAAAGUGAAUUUAAUGUCGGAAAAAUGGGGAAAAUAGUAUUGGUUGAUUAUUACAAUGACGAAAAUCUUUGUCUAAUUGAAAAUACAAUUUCUUUUGAGAUUAUCACAUGGAAAGGUGAUUAUAUAUUAUAUGUAUUCGGGAGAGAAAUUCUUGGGGGAAAUCUCUUGGAAGAUUUGGAUAAACAAUAAAAAAUUUUAAUUUUUUUUUUCAUCAUCAUAUUUUGGGGAAUAGAAUGUAUUAAAAAUGACAAUACUUGGG
Messenger RNA from Rhizophagus irregularis DAOM 181602=DAOM 197198, 271 nucleotides. The record is from RefSeq and is a predicted model, not a curated record. Lineage: Eukaryota; Fungi; Glomeromycota; Glomeromycetes; Glomerales; Glomeraceae.